Perkinsus marinus ATCC 50983 is the source of this 752-nucleotide messenger RNA. RefSeq lists its product as hypothetical. The transcript has a single exon. The annotation marks the transcript as partial. Lineage: Eukaryota; Perkinsozoa; Perkinsida; Perkinsidae. The record is from RefSeq and is a predicted model, not a curated record.
AGGUUGUUGUUUUAUUACUUAUGGAGUUCCGGACGUCCACGUCGUCGUCAUCGCCAUUAUCGUCAUCCAAGAGGAAGCAAUGGCAUGCGGCUGAUCGUCAUGAGAAUUCUUUAGAUGAGCUCGAUGGAGGUCAUCAGUCGGAAGGGACGCAGACUGCCUCUACUGCAUCUGAUCUUGGAAGGUCGAUUUCGAGCGGCGACGGUACGGGAGAUUUCGGUGUGAAAAGUCAUAGAUUUUGGAGAGCUCUUAAGAGGGUAUUUGCUAAAGAGAAGAUUGAUGAUGCAUUGACUGACACGAGUAGUAGUCCUAAAGAAGAAGAAAAACGGAAAGAUGCGCAGGUGGGAAUUGAACCUGCGCCUUUCGAUGACGAACUUAGUGUGGGUGACGAGGUUCCGUUGGACGAUCGUGUCUAUGAUCCUGAGGAUGUCAUAUCGUGCUUGUCGGCUUUCUCGGAUCCUUCACCAGCCAGAUGAGAAGCUCUUUGACGACUGAACUUGUCUAUUUCCUCGUGCUCAGUUUUUGUUGUUGCCGCCGUCGUCGCCUCGUUCCUCUUGUUGUAUUAAAUGAUGAUGACUAGCAAUGCUUCUUAUAUUGAGAUUGGUUUAUAUACUCGUGAUGUGGUGGAAAUGUGGUAUGUUAAUAUUUUUUCCUACCAAGUAGACCUUUCUCAGAUGUGUGAGCCAAAGUGUUCGUCUUCGACAAUAAUCUACUGUACUGUUAUUCGUUCCUACCUCAAUUGCAUCUGUCCUCAA